AUGAAGCCUUCCGCAUCGACGCCGCACCGGACUUCAAGACCGAGACCUACUCCCAUGCCUCCCAGGCCAAUAGGGGAGCAAAAGUACGAUCCGGAGUCGGGACAGGUGUACUCCGAAAUCGAGGUACGCUUCAACAGGAGACAGUAUUCUGACUGGAUCGGCGAGCCAAAGACUCCAGCUUUGGUCAAGAAACCGCGUCCCAAUGAGCAUGGUGCCCGUUCACUGGCCGACAUGGCCAAGGUCAAGGUUGCCACGCAGUUCCAAAAUCUGACCCCGGACCAUUUCGCGGCUGUGCCUUGGUCGAUCGCGGAGAGGGUGUGGAAUCAGCUGGUGGCUAUAAGAGGCGAAAGCUUCCAUGCUUGGAGGACUCUUGCCGCCUCGUAUCCCGGCGAAGGCGAGUUCGGCCAACCGAAAUACAGAUACCUUCUAGACAUCAAACGACCGUUGCUUCCACUGACCGACUAUGUUAUGGCCGUUACAUCCCAAGAGAUGAGAUGGUUGACUUGUCUACGUGUGUCACCUAAGCAGAUGACUACGGUUGACCUCAUUUCCAUCCAUACGGUCACCAACUUGGCGGUCCUCGACCUCUCCGACGGACAGGUGACCAUAGACAACAACGUGUCUACGUUUGAUGAACGGGUGAUGCGGUCGUGGGCGGAACUAGCAGCGUCAGGGAAGGCAUUUCAGCAUCUACGUGUCAUCUUAUGUGGCUGGCAGGAGAAUCUGUCAGAUUGGAUCUUCAGAUAUGCUGAUUCCUUCCCAUCACUGUGCCAUAUAGUUCUCACGGACUGUCCGAAGAUGCAUCAGCGGAAUCGAGGAGACUGGGAGGGUGUCUCGCAGGCGGCAGGCUGGGAGGCACGACAUGCGAAGAGAAGUGCCAAAAGUCUACGUCCUAUCAUUGGAAACCAGGACUUCUACUAUGGGUCGGUAUCUGGCUGCUACUAUGGCAGCAUGGAGCUCUUCGGCAGCCUCGCGCAUACCCGGCGGCCGAACAUCGUGGGGAGGCUGCCGGUGUUGGAAGUCUGGCUAGGAUCACCUCGUCAGUGGUCACACAUUAUCGACGACUUUCCCUCGACGCGGACGAUAUUUUUCGACAAUGUGAGAACUCAGGCCUGGGCCGAACGGGAAGGCCUGUCUCAGCUUAGCGGUCGCGAUCACACGAAGAGAUUGCGGAACCAGGAAAUGGUCUCACAAGGGACGCCGUCUCCGCCAGCCAAACGGGGGCCGAAACGGAGGCCGGCGAUGAGAUCGAAGGUGUCCAGCGUCGUGGACAUGCUCAAUGAGUUCCAGGGUCGAUAG
Molecule: messenger RNA, 1299 nt
Organism: Capronia epimyces CBS 606.96
Lineage: Eukaryota; Fungi; Ascomycota; Eurotiomycetes; Chaetothyriales; Herpotrichiellaceae
Exons: 2
Coding region: 1-1299 (432 amino acids)
Source: RefSeq, a predicted model, not a curated record